Coccinella septempunctata (seven-spotted ladybird) is the source of this 1064-nucleotide messenger RNA. RefSeq names its product EP300-interacting inhibitor of differentiation 3 (gene Nse4). The coding region runs from base 63 to 1001 and encodes 312 amino acids. The record is from RefSeq and is a predicted model, not a curated record. Gene Ontology annotation, biological process: DNA repair. NCBI's taxonomy places the organism in Eukaryota, Metazoa, Arthropoda, Insecta, Coleoptera, Coccinellidae. Gene Ontology annotation, cellular component: nucleus; Smc5-Smc6 complex. The transcript is spliced from 5 exons.
CAUUUUAAAUCAGGAGUGUAUUGGAAUAUUGGAUGGAAUUAUAAUUAUUACUUUUUGAGCUUAUGAUGAAGAAUAGGAACAGUCGUAAUGAAGAGGAAAGUAAUUCUACCAUCUCUGCGAGAUCUUUUCAGGAGAGGAAACUUUGCUACAGGAAUUUACUGUGCAAAGUGGAAGAAAUUGAAGAUAAAAAAGAUCUUGGACUUCAAACAGUAACGGAAGUGGGAAAUAUUUUAAAAGAAAUCAAUGAACUCGAAAGGGAAUACUCGAUAGAACAGAGAGUUGAACAAACAGAUGAAACAUUUUUGGACUGUAUGGUUUUGUCUUCUUCUAGUGGUAUUUUAGUGAAAUGUUUAAAUGCUGUUGAUAUAUCAACUGCUUCUUAUGAACCAACCGAAUUUAGUGAAAAACUUUGGGAAUUAAUUAAAGAAGAUGACCAAGAUUGCAGACCAAGUGACAUUUUAAAACUCUUAAAAGAUGCUAGAAAUAUAAUCCCCGAGGUAGAACCAUAUGAAUUUGUUUAUGGUAGUUAUGAUUUAGAUCAUGUACCGGAACCUAAACAGAAAAAAGUUAUUAAAAGAGAUCCAAAAGAAAAACUUACUAAGAAAGAACCAGAAAAAGUUACAUCAGUUGAUAAAGAAGAGGAAGGAAUAGAUCAAAUUGUUAAAGAAUUGCAUGAAGUUCUAGUGGAGGAAUACAAUAAAAAUGGGGAAAGACCGAUAAAUUAUUAUGAUUAUGUGAUUGAUACCAGUGAUUUUACAAAUACUGUUGAAAAUAUGUUUUAUUGUUCUUUCUUAGUUAGAGAUGGAAAAGUAAGAAUUGACCUCAAUGGUCUCAAUCCAACAAUAAAACCUGUAUCUAAAAAUGAAUUGAAACAAUUCAGAGACGAGAGAGGUGCGAAUUAUCAAAUAUUAACUACCAUCACAAUGGAAGAUUGGGAAAACUUCAAGAAGGAAGGACACCUUCAAAAGCAUAGGAAGCUCAGGAAAAAAGAAGAAAAAUAAAAUAUAUUUGUACAAUUAUAAUGUUAAGAAGAGUUUUGUUUUAAUUAAAAGUUUGACUGUUUA